UGUGGCUCACAUUACAGUAGAAACCACAGCGGACCCAGCUCGCUCUUUACCCACAAGUCUCAACCAAAAACACAAUGAAAAAAGUAUUUUUGUUGCUUCUCUUGUGUUACGUUUCAUCAGCAGUGAAACACUCCCUGAAGUUUUUCUACACUGCAUCUGCUGGAGUCCCAGACUUCCCAGAGUUUGUGGUUGCUGGAGUGGUUGAUGAGAUUCUGUCCGGUUACUGCGACAACAACAAAAAUAUAGUAGAACCAAAACAGGACUGGGUGAACAAAUUAUUUGAAGAUGAUCCUCAGCACUUGCAGUGGUACACUACAAAGUGUUCAGAUGAUGAGCCGCACUUCUUUAAAACCACACUUGAUAAUUUGAAGCAGCGCUUCAACCAAAGUGGAGGUGUCCAUGUUUUACAGAGGAUGACUGGUUGUGAGUGGGAUGAUGAGACUGGAGAGGUUAAUGGUUUUAUUCAGUAUGGUUAUGAUGGAGAAGACUUCAUAUCUUUUGACCUGAAGACAUUGACAUGGAUCGCUCCGAAACCUCAGGCUGUCACCACCAAACUUAGAUGGGAUGAUGACAAAGGUAGAAUAAAAUACAAUGAGAAUCAGCUCACUGAGAUUUUACCGGAGUUCCUGAAGAAGUAUGUGGACUAUGGAAACAGCUCUCUGCAGAGAAAAGACCUUCCCUCAGUGUCUCUCCUCCAGAAGACUUCCUCCUCUCCAGUCAGCUGCCACGCUACAGGUUUCUACCCUGACAGUGCCACACUCAUCUGGAGGAAAGAUGGAGAGGAGAUUCAUGAGGACGUGGACCACGGAGAGAUCCUCCCCAACCACGAUGGAUCCUUCCAGAUGAGUGUUGACCUGAACCUUUCAUCAGUCACACCUGAAGACUGGAGGAGGUACGACUGUGUGUUUCAGCUCUCUGGUGUGAAGAACGACAUCGUCACCAAACUGGACAAAGCAGAGAUCAGAACCAACUGGGAGAAGUCCAGUGACAUGACCGUGCCCAUCACUGCUGCAGCAGUUGUUCUUGUUCUCAUCUUUAUCACUGCAGUUGGACUCAUGGCUUACAAAAAGAAGAAAGCCAAAUGCCCUCCAUCUCCUCCUGACGACGGAUCGGAGCUCUCUGAGAAACUGAAUCCAGAGACCUGAUUGUGAAACGCACUCAAUGAAGUUCCUUCAUAUAACACGUGUCACUUUAUUUAGCUUUACAGAACUUAGACUAAUUAAAACAUGCCUUCCUGUCACAAAGUGAUGUAGUAGUUUAUGGUUUUUAUAUGUAAAUGUUAAAUGUAAUCGUUUAUUUCACAUUAUUAUAAUUAAUAUUCUAAAUCUAAUAUAAAAACAAUUUGCUUGAUUAUUUUUACAAAUCAAUUCUAUUUCUUUUACCCUUCAUUUUACAUUGAUGCAGUAAUGUUUUAGAUACCAUAAAUUACUGUUUUUGAUCAUGUUUGAAUUGGUUUUAGAAUAACUACAAGAACUAUAGGUUUCUGUAAACACUGUAUACAAUUCUCAAAAUCACCUCUUGUUGAAAAUAUGAUCUUUUAUAGGUUAUAGAUUUGGUGCGACAGGUCAGAGGAAAACUUUCUCAUACCACAGGUUUUUCAAACGAGUAGCUUUUAGUAAGACUAGUGUAAAUAGAUAGACAGUGAUGGUGGUGGGACUGCUGAGCGGGCCAUUGCAUUCACAUGAAGUUGCAGUUUAGCCUGAGCAGACACAAUGUAGAUAUAAAGCCAUGUCAUACAGCAAAGUAUCUGCUGUUUGCUUGAGUGAAUGAAGGAUUUAAAGGCAGCUUAGGUUAGGUCGGGUUAGAGACUGUGUGUUGAUUGUAUAAUACUAAUAAUAAUAAUAAUUCUGUGGCAUAUUAUAUCAUACCAUGUGUUUCCCCAAUCAGAGAAUCAGAGGCGGAGCUAGAGAAAUAUCCAUGUGUGACAAGAGGUUGGCAUGGAGACAUUAAGGGGUGGCAGAAACAUACACUAAUCUAAUAACAAUCACAUAUACCAAUAUUUGCUUGGAAAACCACCCAAAUGAAAAUAUUUAAACUCAAAAACAUUACUUUAUUGUGGCACAGUAACACCUUGAAUAGAACUAUAGAACUACAUUAGAACUCAAUCGUUUUAUUUCCAAAUGGUCAUAUUUCCUUUUCUUUCACUAGGUUUAGGAUGGGAGAUUUGGACUGAUUUUACUGUACUGGAACCAGAUAGACAGCAAUGGUGGUUGGAUUACUGAGUGGGCUAUCGCAUUCAAAUGAAGUUUCUUAUCAAGUCAGUUGGGCCAACCAAUGUAAAUGAGCCUGAGCAGAUAAUAUAAAUACAUUAUACAUAAUAUAAAGACAAUAUAAAAGCUUAAAGUUAUGUUAGGUCAGUUAGAGAAUGAUGUGGGUCAGAGGGGUCCAUAGAUUAAUGACGGCACAGCUUGAUACCCACUGCAGGGGCUAAUGAUAGGUGAAAACAUUAUUGAUCAUGAAUACUGGCCUUCCUUGGGAAUAUUCACCUCUGACAAAUGCAUGUCAUAAUCAGUUGUAAUGCUCUUUAUAUUGGUGCUGAUGUUUCACUUCACAAUAAAAUACGGAAUUUUAUGUUUAAAA
This is a messenger RNA of Dicentrarchus labrax (European seabass), 2580 nucleotides long. Its product is annotated as major histocompatibility complex class I-related gene protein. Gene Ontology annotation, biological process: immune response. Lineage: Eukaryota; Metazoa; Chordata; Actinopteri; Moronidae. Bases 75 to 1145 code for a protein of 356 amino acids. Gene Ontology annotation, cellular component: external side of plasma membrane. The transcript has 7 exons. The record is from RefSeq and is a predicted model, not a curated record.